Sus scrofa (pig) is the source of this 3975-nucleotide messenger RNA. It is a transcript of the gene LRRC27, whose product is annotated as leucine rich repeat containing 27. The record is from RefSeq and is a predicted model, not a curated record. Lineage: Eukaryota; Metazoa; Chordata; Mammalia; Artiodactyla; Suidae. Gene Ontology annotation, cellular component: cytoplasm. Gene Ontology annotation, molecular function: protein binding.
AGGGCAGGCAAGGCCCCCCGACUGACCCUGCGCGGUGGGGAAACCGAGGAAGGGGCGGGGACCAGAGCAGCCCCCAGACCCCGCCCCGCCUUCUUUAGGUGCGGUCGUUGGGCUCUUGGUUCUGAGACCUCCCUGCUCAGAAGGUCUUAGGAGGUUGAAGCCUCCCUCCACGUCGGUUCACAGGAGAGGGCCCACCCGGGGCGGGACAAGGUCUCCAGGAAGCGCGGGCCGCCUGAGGGGGCACCCGCGGGCUCGCCCCCACGUGUUAAUUGCUGGACCUUUGGGCAGUUCCUUAAGGAACCCUCACCUCACAUGCCCCAUCUCUAAAAUGGAGGUGUGUGCACACACACGUGCCAGUUGUUGACUGUCCAGAGUUCUGUAGCAGUGAGCGAAGGCUUCUAAGCUCUGAAACGUUCCAGUGUUGAUGGUCAUCGCUGGAUACGUUGAGAAUUAAACGUGGAAGUGUGUCUCUCCGAAGGAGGUUUUGGUGGGCUGCCGUUCUUGGUCUUUGUGUUGAUCAGAAGUAUUGCUGAAAAACUAAAAUUCAGAGUUCCAAAUUGACCCAUUUCCCCCAGUGCCUGAGUUGGGUGCUAGCCAGACCCAGUGCUGGUCACUGAGCCAAAUGGUGAACUGGACUGUCAGGACCGGGCGGAUGGAAACAGCACAGAACCAAGGCGCAAAUUAAAAGGUGACUCCAGACGCAGGAGGAUGAGCCGCGUCCUCAGAGAAUCGUCUCCUCCUGGCUGACGGAUGGAGGGAAGCAGCGCCUGCAAGGAUCCCGGCUGGGCUGCAGAUGCCGGGGGCGGGGCUUCCGACGCCGGGGGCGGGGCUUCCGACGCCGGGGGCGGGGCUGGUCAGGCUAGGAGCAAGCCCGCACUCCCCUCCAGAGGCGCGCCCGAGGGGGUCGUCCUUUCGUCCGCACCGAUUUUAGACUUGAGUCAAAGUGGUCUUCACCAUUUAGGAGAGAUCUUCAAAGUUCCCACCCUCAAACAAUUGCAUCUUCAGCGAAAUGCCCUCUGCACGAUUCCUGAAGACUUCUUUCAACUAUUGCCAAACCUCACGUGGCUGGACCUUCGCUACAACAGGAUCACAGCGCUUCCUUCCGGGAUUGGCUGUCACAAGCAUCUGAAAACUUUGCUCUUAGAAAGAAAUCCUAUCAAAAUGUUACCUGUGGAGCUGGGGACUGUGACCACCCUGAAGGCGCUGAACCUGAGGCGCUGCCCCCUGGAGUUCCCCCCGCAGCCGGUUGUGCAGAAGGGCUUGGUGGCCAUCCUGAGCUUUCUGCAGGUCUGCGCGGCCAGGCACGCCCCCGCCGGCGACGUUACCCCUCGAGCUGCGAAGUUGACCGUGAGCGAUUUGCCUGAAACCCGGCUGGAUUUGCCAGAAGACUGUGUGUCUAACGAAGCCCCGAAUUCCCAGGAGCCAAGCGGAACUGCGGUAGCAGAAGAGGCGGGCUUUCUCCCGCCUCUUGGGAAGCUGGACCUGGGUGACCUCGGAAAGGCCCCCGACCCCCUGGAGGACUGGCCGAGCCGGGAGGAGAUCCAGCGCUUUUGGAAGCUGAGGCAGGAGAUCGUGGAGGACGGACAGGCGGGCGUUCUGGAAAACCAGCUCUUGCCCGCGGAGCUGCCCCCAAAGCUCAAGGCGGCGCUGAGCGCCGGGGAGGAGCAGCCCCCCGCCCGGAGGCCUGUCCUCAGGACGAACACGCCCCGCUUCAAGGGCGUCCUGCCUGACCUGGCCUCGUCGCACCAGGCCCUGGCCCGCGCCCGGCUGCAGGAGAACCGCAGCCUGGCCCUGCAGGGGCUGCGGGACCGGCAGGCCCUGCGGGCGCAGCGCAGGAGAAACGAGGGGGCGCUGCCAGACUGGCGGGAGCAGACCCUGGCCGCCAGCAGGAGGAGGGAGGGGCUCUGCCGACGCCCACCCUGGCUGAGGAGCCCGGUGGCGUCAAAGAUUCCUUUUGCCACCGGUCUGCUAGAUAAUGAGAAAACGCCCAUGAAUUUGCCCGGAAAAAUGAGACAAAGCAAAGAGAAAUCAUGGCACACAAGUCCGGAGGCAAGCACCUUCCACGAGGGGAAUUUACAGGAAAAGCUGAACCAGCACGUCCAGCAAAGGCACGACCGCAGGAGCAGGCCCCGGGGGCUGGCGCCUCUCGGGGAGACGAGGAAGGCCGUCCGGGACUUGCAGACUGCCAGGAGCCUGCAGGCCGAGGUGAUGAAACUGAAGCUGAGGUCGACCCUGAGCAGGAACCCCCGAUGCCCGGCACUCUCUGGAAGCCACUCGCUCGGCCCGGCGGCGUCACAGUCUCGGAAUAUAUUUUUUAACACGAAAUAUUGAGCAUCCGAAGACGUGUACACAUCCUGACAACAGAGCGUCACUCUCCCGUGAGCAGACGGCGGCGUCUUCUCCCGUGGGGAGUUGGGCUGCCACUCGCUGCCCUUCUGGGGGGCGCCUCCGGUGCGCUGGGGCUGCGAGGGUCACGUCUCCGCCUGCUCUGCUUUGUCCGAGGCCGCAGGAGGCUGAGCUGCAUUAAAAGGACAAUAUUGUGAGCAGCUGCAUGGCUUCCACUUGCAGCCCCCCUUCCCCAGCCGCCACCCAGCUCACUGGGGCACCAGCUUGGCCGCUGGUGAGCGACCCCGCCCCCCCGGCCCAGCGGUGCUGUCCCCUCACCCUGUCCCCCCCGCCAGGCACCCAGCUCUCACCAGGCUACACGGCCUCGGCCCCACUUUGUCUCUGGCGCUCAGCCUCUGACAGCAGGUGAGAUAAGGGCUUGACCUUGAAGAGGUCUUUGACUGCAUUUCUUUAACAGACGGAAGAGAAUUCAAACUUUCUGUUUCUUCUUGUGUCGCCUUUGGCGAAUGUGUCUCCAGGAGUGGUUCCGUGUUGGGUUUGUCCGCAUAGACUUCACCGUACCCUCCCUUCUCCUCCGACACCUGGGCUCUGACUCCGGCGCCUUUCUCGCCGCCGCAGUUGGCGUCUCCUUUCUGUUUUCCUUGCUCUCGCCAGGGGUUCCUCUUUUUUGCAUAUUCGAAACAACCAGUUUGUUGAGUUUCACCACCCCUGCUCUCUGCCAGCCUUUCUACUUUCUUUGGGCUCCCUUGGUGCUUCUCGGGAAUGUCACCACUUUCAGACACGUGUGUCCGAGAGGAAGGAUGAAAUGCGUCACCUGGGCUUCCGACUCGGGGAGCCGGCUGUGUGGGUUACUGCUGCCGCCCGACAGGUGGCUCCAAGACGUGGCAGCUGGAAAGGAGAAUCGCCUCUUAAGAUUAUUCUCGUGGUUUCUGAGGGUCCGGGAGGGGAGCGGCGUGGCUGGAUUUCUGGUUCAGGGUCUCACGGGGCUGUGGCAUCCGGAGGCUCGCGGCCGGAGGAUCUGCUUCCCUGUGGAGCGCGCAGACCUGCCCUUGGCCGCCCUUCGGCCUCCUCCGGAGAGCGCCCCGAGCGCCCGGGACCUGCUGGCUGUUUUGCACACGUCGGGCCAGCCAGUGGCCCUGGCGCUUGUCCGCCUUGUCUGCUGGUGGGCAUUCGCCAUCCGCUUGGUUUUGGACUUAGCGGUCUCCGCAGAAACACCAAGAGGUUCUUUCAUGUUAAAAAUAUCAGACUCGCCUCUAGGAGAGAAGCCGUGAGCCAGCGGAGGCUCACACGGGGUCUUCCUUCUUGGCAGGGGCGUGGGUGCCUUUCCUCACCCUCGUCGGGUGCCUCCUGAGCCGUCGGGAAUCUGGCAGCGUGACCGUCAGGUCUGGGGUUGCUGUUCGUUGCCGUCUCAGCCGAGGCCCCUGUCCUCUCACACCUGCACUCGGCCUGCCCGCGGAGGCCUUUCACAUUCAGCAGGAUUUUUUAAGAUCAAGUUUUUAAUUUCGAUCAAUUUUAAAUUCCAGAUAUAUUUUUCUUCACCUCCAAAAUGCCAGUGUGGCUCUUUUAUAAAUAAUGUUAUAUUUGUAUAUAUAAUAUGUAAAUGUAAAUAUUAAAAAACAUGUAUAUAUA